AUGGCGAACUUAAGAAACACACAAGAAGAAGAACCGCCAGAUCCGCAAUUGAUGAGGUUGGAUAACAUGUUGAUUGCCGAAGGUGUUGCGGGACCCGAAAAAGGCGGUGGUGCGGGAGCCGCGGCUAGUGCCUCGGCUGCAGCCUCAGGAGGACCCGGCCAACCUGAUAACGCCAUCGAGCAUUCGGACUACAGAGCAAAACUCGCUCAAAUAAGAGCUAUCUAUCAUCAAGAAUUGGAAAAAUACGAGCAGGCAUGCAGCGAGUUCACGACCCACGUCAUGAAUUUACUCCGAGAACAAUCUAGAACGAGACCCAUAACUCCAAAAGAAAUAGAAAGAAUGGUCCAAAUAAUACAUAAAAAGUUUUCGUCAAUUCAAAUGCAACUUAAACAAAGUACUUGCGAAGCUGUUAUGAUUCUCAGAUCUAGGUUUUUAGACGCGAGGAGAAAACGACGCAAUUUUUCUAAGCAAGCGUCGGAAAUAUUAAAUGAAUAUUUCUACUCACAUUUAAGCAACCCUUACCCUUCGGAAGAAGCUAAAGAAGAAUUAGCAAGGAAGUGUGGCAUUACUGUAUCGCAGGUUUCAAAUUGGUUCGGAAAUAAACGGAUAAGGUACAAGAAAAAUAUAGGAAAAGCUCAAGAAGAAGCAAAUCUUUAUGCUGCCAAGAAAGCUGCUGGUGCUUCACCUUACAGUAUGGGACCUGCCUCUCAAGGUACUCCGACUCCCAUGAUGUCUCCCGCACCUCCUGGUGGCCAGGAUUCAAUGGGUUAUAAUAUGAACCUUAAUGGAGGAGAUUAUAGUUCUUCCAUGAGCAGUUCGCAGCCUCCGUAUUCCGACGGAGGUUUAGGAUAUGAUCCGAUGCAUCAGUAA
Molecule: messenger RNA, 870 nt
Organism: Pediculus humanus corporis (human body louse)
Lineage: Eukaryota; Metazoa; Arthropoda; Insecta; Psocodea; Pediculidae
Product: Homeobox protein extRadenticle, putative
Exons: 6
Coding region: 1-870 (289 amino acids)
Biological process (GO): regulation of transcription by RNA polymerase II; embryonic organ development; animal organ morphogenesis
Cellular component (GO): nucleus
Molecular function (GO): DNA-binding transcription factor activity, RNA polymerase II-specific; RNA polymerase II cis-regulatory region sequence-specific DNA binding
Source: RefSeq, a predicted model, not a curated record